Leptidea sinapis is the source of this 3122-nucleotide messenger RNA. RefSeq lists its product as uncharacterized. Bases 168 to 1427 code for a protein of 419 amino acids. NCBI's taxonomy places the organism in Eukaryota, Metazoa, Arthropoda, Insecta, Lepidoptera, Pieridae. Gene Ontology annotation, biological process: small GTPase-mediated signal transduction. The transcript is spliced from 4 exons. The record is from RefSeq and is a predicted model, not a curated record. Gene Ontology annotation, molecular function: GTP binding; GTPase activity.
CAACGGCGAAACGAAACUAGUUUUUAUCCGACAGUGCAGCUAACCGCACGUCGCGUUCGCGUCCGAUCUCACACAAAACUUUCACGAGGUUUCGUUCCGCGGUUCCGAGUUAUGUGCGCGAGUGCACGCUUCACUAAUAAUCCUCGCAGCGGUUCUUGACAGUGCCAAUGUCUCCCAGCUUGGAAGGGAUCAUGUUCAACAGGAACGCGAACUUAUCUGCGCGCCGGCCGUUGCUCGCGGAACCGCAAAAGCCUAUUGUAGUGCCUCCGCGAGCUCCACCGAGGGAUUACGGGCCACAGAGACCUCUACCCGCGCCGAGGAACUUACAAAACGGGAACACGUUCGAGCAGCCGAAUGAAUACUACAAGCUAUCGAAUGUUGAACUCGAGAGGCGGUUGCAAGAAACCCGCGCUCGGGAAAAGGUCGGCUACUUUCAAGACAAAGUGACUGUGCCAGAUUUGAGCUUAGACCGCCGGGAAGCCGAGCUUGUGUUCAGGUUUGAUCCUCACACUUCAGCCGAGUACUUGUCUAAUCAGUACAGUGCACCCGCAGUGCAGUAUGCAAAGCCACCAGUAGCGACCAACGGGUUUACUAACCGUUUACCGAAGCGAGACGGGCCUUUUGUGUUUGGAGUUCAUAGCCCGAGCCAAUUCCCCAUUUCGCGGCGGGAUGAGGACGACUAUGACUACUCGGAGGUGGCGGAAGAUACGAGCCGUAAUGUGAUUCGGGAUGACGAAUCAGGUGACUUGAAUUGUUGUGAUAAAAUGAACGAAUGGACAGUGCGUGAUAAAAAGAGUAGAUUAAAUCGAAUGUUUCAAAUAAAAGAUAGACGGAAAGUGAAAUGUGGUAAAAAGGAGAAGAUAAAGUGUGUUUUGGUCGGUGAUGGGGCUGUGGGGAAGAGUUCUCUGAUAGCUGCUUACGCGCAGGAUUCCUUUAGAGAGGAGUACCAGCCGACAGCCUACGACACAUUUAAUGUUGUGGUGGACGUGGACGACCGACCGGUCUGUGUUGAAAUCUGUGAUACUGCGGGACAGGACUCUAUGUCAGAGCUUCGCGAGUUGUGCUACCCGGGCACCGAUGUGCUAAUGUUGUGCUUCUCCGUCGUGCGACCGGAAACUUUCCGGUCUGUCGCCGACCGGUGGACGCGUGCGGUCGCUAAUGUGAAUGCGCCCUUAAUACUAGUCGGAACACAGAGUGACCUGGCGCUUGAUGGGAAAGUUCUACACAAUUUACGAAGUCGUGGUGAACAACCUGUAACAGAAAUAGAAGCAAAGGUUUUAGCAGCGAAAAUAAAUGCGGCCUACAUAGAGACAUCUGCUAAAACGAGGAAACAAUUAAAGGACGCCUUUGACGCCGCCAUCUUGGCUGGGCUGCCAGUCGUACAAACGAAAAAACCUAUAUGGAAAAAAUUGUUAUGUAUUAAUUAAAUAUUGCAUAUAUUAGGGCAAGAGAAAAAGUAAUUAUAUUUUUGAAUAGAGGAGGAAACAAUAAAUCUUUAACAAUUUAUAACGACGCAAAAGUUAAGGUGACACUGAGUGCCGGCGACCUUGAACGAUAUGAGUUCAUUUAAGGGCCGCUCGCCAUCUAUGUAACAAUGUAGUAAAAUAAAACAAAACGCAUAGACCUUAUAGAAGAAAGUGGAAACUAAUAAUACCACACGCGCACUUAUUGGACUCUGAUAUGCAAGUGUAAGCUGUGGCAACGACGCAGUUUGUGCAUUAUCGUUUGCAAACCAUAGUGAAGGGCGUGAUCAUAUUUUCGAGCAAAAUUAUUGCGUGGAAAACGUAACAUUUUAACAUGCGCGAACAGUUUAUAUGUUUACAAUCCUUGUUAUUGAUUACUAAUUAAUUAUAAUAUUAUAUUAUAAUGAUUAAAUGUACCUACACAAAAAAGUACAAGCUAUAAGAAUUACCCUUCUGAAUUUCAUACGAAUCAAAUGAGUCAUGCCGAGAAAAAACUUGUUUAACUGUGAAGAAAAAUGGUAGUUAAAAAAAGCUCUAGUGUGUUAACUAUAACCAACAGAAAGCAUUGGCAACCUGCAAAUAAGACUUAGGGAUAUGAGUAACAGGAUUAAGUAAUGUUCAUAGCUCCAAGUGCUAUAUUUUCACCAUAAAACUUGUCGAAAUAUACCUCGUUUGCGUAAUUUCUGUUUACCCUUCGCCUUAAGUGCCAUGUGCAGAUGGCACGUCUGAUGGCACAAACAUCUCCAAACGGGUUUCAACUAUAAUGAUUGAAGUGUUAUUGUUGCCAUUGGAAUAGAUAAAGUUUUAGUAAAUUUAUGUUACAGUGGAAUUCAUUAGCACUUCGUUUUACGUAAGCAUUAUUUUAAUUGCUAUUAGUCCCAAAUAAACACAUCUUUAAAUAAAUAUUGCAAAUGAUGAUAAUUAUUUUAUAAAAUAUGACGACAGAAUAUAUUUUUUCCUAUGUAACUAUACAUAAACAAUAUGUAUUUUAUGUUAUAGAUGCCUAGUUAGGAAGUGCCUUAAAAUGUAUCGAGUUUUUAAUACUAAUAGUAACUGUUAGUUGUGGAGAGAGUUUGUUGAUAAUGUAAAUAUAUUAUUUUAGGGAACAGAACAAAUAGUUGAAGUAGCAUAUGCAAUGUAUAACUAAAUAUAUAUAUUUUUUGUUUAAUAAUUGUUAAUCUGAUACAUUCUGGACUAGUUUAUAUCUUUUAUUGCCAAUAACGUCUACUAAUAAUUAAAGUAAAUUAUAAAAAAGUCAUUAUUUUUAUUAAACAUUCGUACCUUAAAAUCCGUUUCAUUAAAACUUUUUCAUUUUCUCAUCUUAAUUUUCUGUUAUGGUUUUAUUUAGAUGCAUAACAGCACAUAAUAUAUUCAAUUUUGUAUUUUAAUUGUUACAAAACGCUCAUUACAACACACGCGGGUGAGUCUAGUGAAUAGUAUAAUAUACAGAAAUGUCAUGAUGAGGGAUGAUAUGAAUUUUUCCACCACUUUUAGUGAAUAGGUAUUAUUGUAAGAUGCUCUUGUACAUAGACAAUGAAUAAAUUAUGUUUACUUAUUAUAAAAUAAACUGCAAAAUUUUAGAUGUAUAUAAGUAUUAAAUGUUUGUAAAUGUUGUUUUGAUACUCAACGCGACUGAUGAUUAUAUUUUAUUACGUCAAA